AAACACACACACACAAACAUAUUAUUUUUGAGUUUGCUAAACUUGGUCUUGGCUCAGUAUGUUCGAAACACAAUGCACAGGGGUAAUCACCACACCACAUCGACACUGUUGAUAAGCUGAAUGAGUUGUGGCCUGUCGUUACAACUCAUUUGCGGGUAGCGAUAACCAGUAGUUGAUAUCCGCGUGGAAUAUUGAUAUACUUGAAAGGUUACUAUAUAUACUUAAUAUUAUCCCAAUAACCCGAAUAUCUACUAGGAGAUAAUGGCGUGACUCUGCACCAAUCUGUGAUAUCCCGAGGCCAAUUCAAAGGAUAACAUUCGUAGUGUGUUGAAGUAUGCCUGUCACACUCAGACGUGAAUGGUUGUAUCAAGGAGAUAAAACAAAGAAACAUACACGACACUGCAGCCGGUAGUUUGUGUUGUGACCUGAAAGACUCGCAUCUAACUUGUAAGUUACCACUGCGCGUAAUAUUCAACAGUGUGGCUUCUUUAUUUGUGCGGUGAAGCUACGAGCAGGAAGUGAACCAAUACGUGUGUUGUCGGAAAUACCGAGGGCCUCUCAAUGACUGAGUAAUUGCUUCGUACAGGAUAUUUCUGUUGUUGCUUAUGGUUUUGUGAUAUUGUGAUGUGAUGGCUAUAAACAAAAAGAGACCCGUCAAGAGCAAGGUGUCUCCUGCAACACAGAACAGCCCCUACGUCCACAGAGACGUAAGACCUAGAAGAGUAUCAGAAGACGUCGGGGGCAGUGACCGCGUCUCCAUAGGAAGAUGGGUCGCGUUGUUCGCUGUUGUGCUUGCCGUGACUGGCUGUUUGGUUUCUCCUGAUGUCAGAAGAGUGCUAGUUCGUUUGCAAAAGACAGGGUUGGGAGAGAUUUUUGCUGAUGCCCAUGACCCCAGUGUCAGAAUAAGCAGCAAUGAGAAGAGAGAAGCGAAGGAGGAGGAGGUCGUUGGUUGGUUAGAUCCUGAGCCACCAGAGAAUCUCUUGGAUGACAUCGAAGAUGAUGGUGGAUGGCAUGAAGAUCAAGUAGACGAGGAUGAGUUGACAAUGGACGAUUUUGAGGAUGGAGUUAUUGAGCCCGAAGACACUGAAGAUUUAAUGGAAGAUGAGAUAGUAGAGAAAGAACGAAGAGAUGCUGAACGUCAGGAAAAGGAAUACAAAUUGAAAGCUGCAGGAAAUUCUGCGAGCGAUGGCAAAGGAAGGUCCUCGAAAGUGGCUGAGGAAAAGUCUGUUAAAUCACCAAAAACCACGAGUGAAAGUGGCGAUCCUCCCUUGGUACGUGGGCGGCCAGGGAGGGACAAGAAUGCACCCCCACCUAUUAUACUGAGGCCAGGCGAUACCCAUAUCAAGCUGGAUGCGUCACAGAUCAAAUUUGUUGAUUCCCCAGUAGAGACAAAAGACAAAAAACAGCCCAAAUCUCAAGAUUCUGCACAUACUGCCAAGAAAUCCAAAUCUUCUGUAAAAUCGGUAAACACAAAACCACCGGGAAAGAGUCCCGGCAGUGGCAAAGCAGAAGCUCCCGAGAAACCGGAGCACAAUUCAAAAAGUUCGGCAAAGCAAACGAAAGAAAAAACAGCAAUCAAGAGUCCCAGUGAGACUAAACAAGGAAAUAAGGCAACAACAAAGCAAGCCAAAGAAAAAACAGCAAUCAAGAGUCCCAGUGAGACUAAACAAGGAAAUAAGGCAACAACAAAGCAAGCCAAAGAAAAAACAGCAAUCAAGAGUCCCAGUGAGACUAAACAAGGAAAUAAGGCAACAACAAAGCAAGCCAAAGAAAAAGCGAAAAGCGAAAUUCCUGAGAGGCCUGGUGGGAACAAGAACGGACCUCCACCUAUCGUUCUUAAACCAGGCGACAAUACAAUAUUGGAUACUUCACAAAUAAAGUUUGUUGAUUCGCCAGAAAAAGAAAAACCCAUGAAAUCCAAAGCUUCAAAAGUUUCUGCUAAAAAAUCCACACCCUCGUCGAAAUCCGCAAAUAAAAAAAGCGCGGCAGAGAGUCCUGGCAAAAACAAAGAUGAAACCCCUAAAACCGCUGCAAAUGUUCCCUCAAGUUCAGAAGAACGAGCGAAAGAAAAAGUAGAAGCAAAUAGUUCUGAAAACAGCAGAGAAAAACAGAAGCAAACAAAUGUCGAUAAAAGCGAGGCAAAAACCAUUCCCAAAACAAGUAAGAGUAAGAGUGACGGUGUUGGAACUGCAAAGGAACAUAAGCCCAUCAUUCUCAACGGCGAGAAUGAUAAGAUUGUAAUUGACCCUUCAACUUUGAAGCAGGUCAACCCCGAAGUUAUUGAGCCGAGCAAAAGCAAAACAAAAACUUCGGACAAAAGCACGUCAAUGAAGAAAGAUUCAGCCAAAGUCAGUGCUAAGAAACAAGGCGAUGGAAAAAUCAAAGAAGAUACUGACUCUAACAAUGGUGUAAAAGAGAAGGUAAAUAAAUUUAGGGCCAAGUACCAGAAGACGAUAACGCCGAAGAAAGUUUUUAUUGAUGGAAGAAGGAUCCCCCCAACUGAACUGCUCCACCAGAAAGCAAGCAACAGCAGUGUUAAGAACCAUUUGCUUAAACAGUACCUUUUCUGCCAAGAUGCAGAUGUGGAUGAAAAGUAAUUGGAGUUACAGCACUGCUUUCUAUCCCGGGGAGAGCCAGUUUUCCACUCGUUUGGCUGCUCGCAUCGAACAGGCCAUGGGUUUGAGUGAAGAUAACGGAGGAAAGUUCCAGAUCACGUCUUACCCCGUAGGCAAAGCGUACAAGGAACACACAGACUGUAUUUUAGGAGGGACGGAAAAACGCGACCGAAUGGCCUCCGUGCUUAUGUAUCUCAACGACGUCGAAGAUGGGGGUGAAACUUCUUUUCCAGACCUGGGCAUCUGGGUAAAGCCCCGCAAAGGACGAGCACUCCUGUGGAACAACAUGAACCCAGAAGGCUUCUGUGAACCUCACUCAAAACACGUAGCAAAAGUCGUGAAGAAGGGCUCCAAGUACAUUCUGAUCAGAUGGUAUUACUACAAAAGUUUUUACGCCCUGGGCAAACGCCAGCCAGCGCCCAACUUGCCAGCCAGGGAUGAGGCUCAGCCAAUGGUCAGGUGUGAUGAGUACGAGAUGGGCAGUUGUCGCUGGUAUGACGAGUGGAACCAUGACGUCACGCUUGAAUACCAAAAAAAUCAAAUGAAACUCUUAUGAUGAUAAUGAUGCCAUC
Molecule: messenger RNA, 3187 nt
Organism: Aplysia californica (California sea hare)
Lineage: Eukaryota; Metazoa; Mollusca; Gastropoda; Aplysiida; Aplysiidae
Biological process (GO): peptidyl-proline hydroxylation to 4-hydroxy-L-proline
Cellular component (GO): endoplasmic reticulum
Molecular function (GO): L-ascorbic acid binding; procollagen-proline 4-dioxygenase activity; iron ion binding
Source: RefSeq, a predicted model, not a curated record